CCAGUGUUCCAGCAUGAGUGAGCGUGAGACUGAGGCACUUGAGGCUGAGCUCUCUUUCAUUCUCCUCUUGAACUAGAAAAACUCUUUUCUCUCUGUGUGGCUUUUAAUUCUUUUGAAUGAAAACCUCUCUCUUUUUUGCUGUGUGGCUGUUAGAGACCAAACUGUUCUUGCAAGCAGUGCCACGGGCACGGGUUUGGACGUGCUAAGGCUGCAAAAGAAUUUGAAGAGAAAGGAAGCACAAGCACCAACUAGAUCAGAAAAUACUUCUGUACUUUUACAAUGCAGUUGGAAGGAUGAGGCACCCUCCACGCUGCACAGCUGAAGGCAAACCUAUGCUGCCAGCUACUACUGCCGACUGCUGCAUCAGCAAGGAUUAAACUUGCUCAGAGGAGAUUCUGAUCAAGAAAUCAGAUUUUCUAGUGUCUGGAAGAGUCAGUAUGUUGGAUCAGAUUCAUCUGCUGGCUGCUGUGACAGUCCUGGGAGUCCUGGAGCAAGCCUACUUCUUCCUCCAGGUGAUCUAUGCUAGGAGGGCGUUUGGCAUUUCUCCUCCAAAGAUCUCAGGCCCACCUGAAUUUGAGAGGAUCUUUCGAGCACAGGUGAACUCCUCUGAGUAUUUUCCCAUUUUCCUAGCACUUCUGUGGCAGGCUGGACUCUUCUUCCAUCAAGGUCUGGCUGCAGCCUUGGGUCUGGUCUAUCUCUAUGCCCGCUACCGCUACUUCAUGGGAUACAAGGCAUCAUCCUCAGAAAGGCUUGCCCCGAUGUACUUCAGCACUGGUGUUCUUUGGAUUCUUGUUGCAGCAUCAGCCCUGGGCAUCCUGCAUUUCUUCCUCUCUCACUACAUGGGGCUGAACAUCCUCCACCUUCUCAAAGCGUGACUCACUGCUCUGUUCCUCAUCAGUGUCCUCGCCUUCAAGUCCUGCUGCCUCCUGUCCACAGUUACAGACUGCCUGCAACCAACACAGUUCCCAGUGACAAAUCCACCCUCACCUGAGUUUUUAACACCUCCCUCCUCGCUGCCAAGCACCAGCAUGAACUGCUGAGCUCUUCAGGAGGUAUUUUUCCCCUGUGGCACUCUAGGUGUCAAGUGCUCCAUAUCUGGCAGCUCCAUCAUGCCUGAUGCAGAAACAACAGUGCUCCAAAACAGGGGGAACUGUAGGAAAAACAGACACAUAAAUGCAAACUCAUCUCAGCUUGAGCUUCCCAGUGAGUUACCCUAUGGAACUGCCAUGUGUUCCCCUUCCUCCAGAGUCUCUGCCUCAGUCCGGGCACCAAACGGGGGUUCAUUCCAGUUUACUAAGUCUGACACCUAAGAAAGGCAUUUGUUUGCAACCGUAUGUGGGUUGAGGCAUAACAAAAGAGGUGAGGGAUAAACAGGAGCAGCCACCAACAUGUUGUGCAAAAGUCUGUUAGUGGCCUUAUAAUGGUUAUUAGUCACUGUCCAUGGGCAAUGCUGUAAAUCGGAGUGCACAAACUCCUAACCACUACUGCAUGUGCUACUUUGAAUACUGCUGAGCAACAACAUGCACAAAUAAAAAGGCACUGAGCUUGCUGUG
This is a messenger RNA of Melopsittacus undulatus (budgerigar), 1553 nucleotides long. It is a transcript of the gene LTC4S, whose product is annotated as leukotriene C4 synthase. NCBI's taxonomy places the organism in Eukaryota, Metazoa, Chordata, Aves, Psittaciformes, Psittaculidae. Gene Ontology annotation, molecular function: enzyme activator activity; leukotriene-C4 synthase activity; glutathione peroxidase activity. The transcript is spliced from 6 exons. Bases 438 to 875 code for a protein of 145 amino acids. Gene Ontology annotation, biological process: leukotriene biosynthetic process. Gene Ontology annotation, cellular component: membrane; endoplasmic reticulum; nuclear envelope. The record is from RefSeq and is a predicted model, not a curated record.